CGGAAUCUCAUUUGGGGUCGAGGACCUCUGUACAAUAUGCGUCACGCGACGCGAGCGCACAAAGUACUAGUCCCGGAUGCAGCAUUGCGCCCAUACGUGGCGGUAGAACAAUGCACCUCGGGGCCCCACUCUGGCAGCUCACUGGCUGAGGAAUUAUUGAUGCUUGAUGGAGCGCAAAUCGACGAGGAGUCAGGCGUGGCUGCUUCAGCUUCUAGGAGUGAGGGGUCGAAGCUUCAAGGCACCGAGCAUUCGGCUCAUGCUGUGACAAAGACUUCCAGACGUGGGAAAUUUUUGCAGGAUAUAUGUGGACUGAAGAGCAUGCUCGUUGGCAGCAAAGCAGAUGUCCCAACAUCUGACUUAAGAAGCAACUUUGCCAAUCCUGAUACGACUGUUUACGGCAAUCCAUUUUCGCCAUAUUUCACGGAUUCUCGGAGAAGCGUCGUUAUUGGAAACUCAUAUCUUCUGGACUCUUCUAGCAGAGGAAAUACGGUUCUCGACGACAAGAACGACAUGGAUGAGGAGUACCUAUCGAGCCAGGAAUUUGAAGAAGCGGAGCGGGAGCUAUAUGCCACUACGCGUGAUAAGAACCGGCACGCAUUCGUACGUACAGACCUUGUAGCGACCUCGAGAGAAAGCGCUCAUUUGUUUGUGGAUUUUUACAGAGACUACUUAGAGUAUGAAGAGUGGCGCGCAUAUAGUCUACCUGGUGCUCGGAAAGUCGAUUUCCUCUGGAGUCUCCCUGUCUGCCGACUCCCGGAACCCUCCGCCGGCUUUUUGGAGGGCAUCAGAGGCGCACUUGACGGAGAAGUCAGUGCGAGGACGAGGAAAAAAUCAGACAUAGCGAAGAUAGACGUACUAGGCACUCGGCCAGAGGCAUAUACGAAGGCUUUGUUGGAAGCCUUCCUUACAAAUCUGGUGAGCCGUUUUUUUUCAGACUUGACAGAAGGAGCAGAGGACUGUGGUGAAGCAGCUGAAAAAUCUGAUCCAUCUCAUGGUGUUGUUGAGCAGAUAACUGCCCAAAGUAGAACGGCUAUCCUUGGGAUUCUUAGACGUCUCGUUUCUGGAGUUAUCGAUAGUCAGCUUACUGCUGAUAUUGAAAAUUUUGGACCACGGGAAGGACUUCGUAAACUCUUUACAUGGAUCAUGCGAGUUUACGGCUUUAUUGGUGUGCCCGUCCGCCCACUGGAUCGGGGUCCAGAUUGGAACGUGCGUUAUACCUUGAUAGAUCCUAACGCUGUCGAAGUUUCAAUCGCGCCGUAUUUAGGAAAUAGGAUGAAUAACGGGGGCGACGACCCACCUGUUGGUGAUGAGGUCAAAGAUAAGAGAAAUGAACUCCAACAUCAAGAAAUAGGAGGUCUCGAAGAUGGAGGCCAAGCAUAUUCUGCUCUUUGCGUUCCGCCAUCUGAUAAGUAUUUGCUACCAGCUUUCACUACCGCCACCAAGAAACGCGAAAGGAUAUCAACAGAGGACCUUGCUCGUCGUACGGAAGAGGCGGAGGUGCCCCGCCCUCUUCCAGUACCCGGGAUCUCCGCGUAUUACGGGAGUAUCGUCAUUUCCUCACCAGAAAGCAAGCUGAAAACAUCCUACGUGUAUCCUGUUCACCAAGAACCGCUUCCGGAAUUCCUGGAAACCGCUAUUGAACUCGAAAACGAAGGUCAUAGACGGAGUGCUUUAAAAGCUGCAGCGUUGCGUUCUGGACGGGCUUCCACCUCAUCUGUGUUAUUUGGAAAAAGUAGUACUAGUGUGGAGCGCAGUACAUCUCCUUCUCCAUCAUCAAGCGAUAGCGAAGAUGAUAAUGAUAAAGGAAGUACAUCAACAACUAGUUCAACAUCUUCCCAACAUCCUUUGAGGAGAUAUCAUCCGUUACUACCGCUGAGUCGGCCUAAAGCUUUGAUCUUCGAUCGUCCACCAGCAUAUCCACGGCGCAUCCUAAAUCUGGAGAAUGUAGCACACUUUUUACUGCGGAAAUUCGGGACGAGUUUUGAUUGGCACGUUGUGAAUGGGCUAGAACAGUUUUCUGGCGCCGAUCAGAUGCGACUUUUUGCCCAGUCGUCUCUUGUGUUAUGGCUUCCAAGGAUCAUCCAUAAUUAUGCUUUAUUUGUAAUACCUUGACGUCGACAUGCUCAAGAGCACACGACAUCAUCGCCAAAUAUGAUUACGUUGACACGGCAGGUGACCUGCCGUGUCAUGCUUCUGGUAUUUGGUAACAUGAAUUUGAUGACUACAAGGAUUCUCUUCUUGUUUUCCUUAUGAUCAAGAUCAGACUAGUGACUACCAAAUACCAGAGCCAUUCAUUGCGACUCUUUUGAUUUAAUCUAAUAGCCAUUGGCGCAACCGGGACCAGCAUGCACUUUCUUUUAGCCAUGCGUGACGACGAGAAAAAGCAUCCAAAGGGGACGAAAAUUGACGAAAGAGGAUUCCAUGACCCUGCUGCUGAGGACGCUCGUCAAGGCCACGAACAACUGAAGAUGAAACACGAGGAGUUACUUCCGCUCCUGACGCACACGGAAUCGCUGAGACGCGGCAUUCGACCGACUGUGAUUGAGUUUGCGCCUCUCCAAUAUAAACCGCGAGACCUCGAGUACUACGAGUGCAACGACAACUUUUUCUUACGGCUGACCACAAUCACUUUCACUUGGAGUUGGACUUCAUGCAGCGUUGAUUAACAGGCAAGAUGGAUAGUAUGAAAUGUAGUUCUAAAUGAAUGCAAAUGUAAAAUCUAACUCUGAUAUUAAAUCCACUAUUUCAUUUCAUUAAAUGGUACUUUCUCAUGAUUUCACCAUGGUUAAUCCACGAUCUCAAUCAGGUGGCUUUUUUACCUACUUAUAUCACCAGGACAUCAGCUCUAAUGCCUCUUGACAAGUAUUCCUGGAUUGGGGGUCAGGCUCGGCAACAACAAAUCCGGCACAUAUGCCUACGUGCUCAGGCAGUCUUCGAAUGGGAUACGUUCUCCAAGGCAGAUAGUUUUUUACGGUUUGGCUGUUGUAGAUUUUUAGAAUCCGAGAUAGAAUGAAGAAUUAUCUUUAUCAUCUUCAUCGUCAUCCUCAUGAACAUGAUUAUUAGCGUCGCCAUCCUUGCCACAUGGUGGGAUGUAGCCUUCGCGUUUCUACUUGAGAAGCUACUUCCUCUAAGCUCCGGCCGCGUGGUUUCUCAGUCACGCUCCCAGUGGAGGCAGGCGCAUUUGCGAGUCACGAAUCUGACGCAGCUGGAGAACAUUAUAUCAGAUGUCGUCUUGAAGGAGGUGGUUUCGCAGUGGUGAUCGUCUUGUUGACCGUUCUCCUUUUAUUCUAGACCAAUUGAUUUUCCUGCUCUUGUAUUUGUAAAAGUAAAUAUCAUCCAUCGGUCUUGCCGCUAGAAAAGAAACAGACGAAAUUUGUUAUGAUGACAAAUCUAAAUAGCGCUAGCGGGAGCGUGCGCAGUACUUGUUGGAUAAAAGUUUGAGUACCUGAAGAUAUGAAGGUGCGCCAGGGGAAAAUAAUAUCAACGCAAGCAAAUACUGAAGAUUCUUUGUGCUUACCACGCUGCUUACUCAACGUCAAGAAUGGAAUUGACGCAUUAUAUCUGCCUCGUUCGGGGUCUAGGAUGAUCAUUUUCUCCCGACGCCAGCAAGAGAGCGACAUUUUGGCGCAUGAUCUAGAUAGGCCAUUUACAUUUAGAGGGUUGUGAUCCUGGGUAGCGUUAGCGAGCUAUAUGGGAACAAGCGUCCCCGAACGGCCAGGGUGGUGAUCUUCAUGUGGAAGAUCACGAGUGGGUCUUCGGGAUUCGGGCAUAAAAGCUUUUGCCUUUGAAAAAUUGAAAUUGAUUUCUGAAUCACUCAAGUAGUAGUAGUAGUGAGAGACUCUGAAUCUGAAAGAUGCUCAUACCCAUUGUAU
This is a messenger RNA of Amoebophrya sp. A25, 3872 nucleotides long. The record is from the annotation of a GenBank genome assembly. NCBI's taxonomy places the organism in Eukaryota, Dinophyceae, Syndiniales, Amoebophryaceae.